Messenger RNA from Brachypodium distachyon (stiff brome), 1939 nucleotides. Its product is annotated as serine hydroxymethyltransferase 1, mitochondrial. Gene Ontology annotation, cellular component: cytoplasm. Gene Ontology annotation, biological process: L-serine catabolic process; tetrahydrofolate interconversion; folic acid metabolic process. Bases 109 to 1653 code for a protein of 514 amino acids. The record is from RefSeq and is a predicted model, not a curated record. The transcript is spliced from 16 exons. Lineage: Eukaryota; Viridiplantae; Streptophyta; Magnoliopsida; Poales; Poaceae. Gene Ontology annotation, molecular function: serine binding; glycine hydroxymethyltransferase activity; pyridoxal phosphate binding.
CUGCAUACAAAAUCGACUACCUCCCAAACUCGAGACUCCAACCCCUACCGAGCGGAGGAGCAGGAGGAGGCCGCCCACCACCACCGCCACCCACCACACCACACCACCAUGGCCAUGGCGACGGCGCUCCGCAAGCUCUCCUCCAACGCCCUCCGUGGCCAGCCCCUCUCCCGCCUCACGCCGCUCUACUCCAUGGCGUCCCUGCCGGCGACGGAGGAGAGAUCCGGUGUCACCUGGCCGAAGCAGUUGAACGCGCCGCUGGAGGAGGUCGAUCCUGAGAUUGCCGACAUCAUCGAGCUCGAGAAGGCCCGCCAGUGGAAGGGGCUGGAGCUCAUCCCGUCAGAGAACUUCACGUCGUUGUCAGUGAUGCAGGCGGUGGGAUCCGUCAUGACGAACAAGUACAGCGAGGGAUACCCUGGCGCGAGAUACUACGGUGGAAAUGAAUACAUUGAUAUGGCUGAGUCGUUGUGCCAGAAACGUGCUUUGGAGGCUUUCAAUUUGGACCCAGAGAAGUGGGGAGUGAAUGUGCAACCUCUCUCGGGUUCGCCUGCUAACUUCCAUGUAUACACUGCUCUGUUGAAGCCACAUGAUAGAAUCAUGGCUCUGGAUCUUCCCCAUGGUGGACAUCUUUCUCAUGGUUACCAGACUGACACUAAGAAGAUCUCAGCAGUUUCAAUAUUUUUUGAGACAAUGCCUUACAGACUGGAUGAAAGUACUGGCUUGAUUGAUUAUGACCAGAUGGAGAAAAGUGCCGUUCUUUUUAGGCCAAAGUUGAUUGUUGCUGGUGCAAGUGCAUAUGCUCGCCUUUAUGAUUAUGACCGCAUGCGGAAGGUCUGUGACAAGCAGAAGGCAAUACUUCUCGCAGACAUGGCACACAUCAGCGGGCUAGUUGCUGCUGGUGUAAUUCCAUCUCCUUUUGAUUAUGCAGAUGUAGUGACUACCACCACUCACAAGUCCCUCCGUGGACCACGUGGAGCCAUGAUCUUUUUCAGGAAGGGGGUGAAAGGGACAAAUAAGCAAGGAAAAGAGAUUAUGUAUGAUUUUGAAGACAAAAUCAAUGCUGCUGUCUUCCCUGGUCUGCAAGGUGGGCCACAUAAUCAUACUAUUACUGGCUUGGCUGUUGCACUUAAGCAGGCAACUACACAAGAGUACAGAGCUUAUCAAGAGCAAGUUAUGAGUAACUGUGCUAGAUUUGCUCAGAGCUUGACUUCAAAAGGCUAUGACAUUGUCUCUGGUGGGACUGAUAACCAUUUAGUCUUGGUGAAUCUCAAGAAUAAGGGGAUAGAUGGUUCAAGAGUGGAGAAGGUUUUAGAAAAUGUGCAUAUUGCAGCAAACAAGAACACAGUUCCUGGUGAUGUUUCAGCUAUGGUACCAGGAGGCAUCAGGAUGGGAACCCCAGCGCUUACAUCAAGAGGAUUUGUGGAGGAAGACUUUGCCAAGGUUGCUGACUUCUUUGAUUCAGCAGUGAACUUGGCCUUGAAGGUUAAAGCUGCAACAACAGGUGGAACCAAACUGAAGGAUUUUGUUGCCACUUUGCAAUCCGACAGCAGCAUCCAAGCUGAAAUUGCAAAGCUUCGUCAUGAUGUGGAGGAAUAUGCGAAACAGUUCCCAACAAUUGGGUUCGAGAAAGAGACCAUGAAGUACAAGAACUAAGAACUGUUGUGUUGCAACAGCAAGUUUUUCUUGCAGGAUGCAAACAAAGAAGCUAUAGAUCGAUUAUCAGGACACUUACGAGGGCAAGUUCAUGUAAACAUAGAUCGAUAUAUGGCGGAGCGCCAUUUUAUGUAAAAAGGAUCCUGGCAUUUUACAGAAUAUGGAGACUUUGUUAAUAGUUCUUACUGUAGGCAACUGCUGUAAGAUGCUAUACCGAUGCUAUGUUAAUCGCCAACGCCAAUCCUUCUCGGACAUGCAAUUUAAUUCCACUUUUUUUUUCUCUGUU